UCUGUGGUCACAGAAUGUCAUUAUUUGUUUUGAUCGGAAAAAAUGACGAAAAUCUAGAAAAUAAUGAUAAUUCUCAGUAGAAAAUCACUGAUAACUGUUUAUUUUACCAUUAUUAGACCGAUUUUUGUUGUAUCCCAAGCUAAUAUGUCUUCAGGCAGUGUAGAUGCAGAUAAAUAUUCCGUGGCAUACGUAACAGUUCCAAACACUGAAGUGGGGAAGACGAUCGGUCAUGGAUUGGUAAAGAAUAAACUAGCUGCAUGUGUGAACAUCAUACCACAGGUCAUUUCCAUAUAUGAAUGGAAAAAUGAAAUCAAUGAAGAUAAUGAGGCACUCCUCAUGAUCAAAACAAGGACCAGUCAAGUUGAUAAGCUGACCGAAUAUGUGCGAAGCAACCAUCCUUAUGAAGUAUGUGAAGUUAUUUCACUUCCUAUUAAAAAUGGAAAUCCUCCUUAUUUAAAGUGGAUUGGAGAAAAUGUUCCUGAGAAUUAAUUGUAACACUACCAUGCCAUUUAUAAAUUAAGUUUAAAUAUUGUGUAUAUUAUUGAUUAUGCAUAAUUUAUUGUUUAGUUCACAUCAUCAUGAC
Chilo suppressalis (striped riceborer) is the source of this 583-nucleotide messenger RNA. Lineage: Eukaryota; Metazoa; Arthropoda; Insecta; Lepidoptera; Crambidae. The record is from the annotation of a GenBank genome assembly.